This is a messenger RNA of Aaosphaeria arxii CBS 175.79, 1308 nucleotides long. Its product is annotated as alpha/beta-hydrolase. The transcript has a single exon. Lineage: Eukaryota; Fungi; Ascomycota; Dothideomycetes; Pleosporales. The record is from RefSeq and is a predicted model, not a curated record. Bases 357 to 1217 code for a protein of 286 amino acids.
AUCUGGGGUCUCCGUUGCCCCAACUAUCAUUUAUCUCCCCAAUAUCGGACAUUUGAACGAAAUGCCUAGCGUUUCGGUGUCGGGUCGCUGUUAACCGAAUUAAUUGAGUUGCAACUGUACGUACGCUGCAUCAGUGCUACCACCCAGUUACGAAAGCCGUGCGAUGUAGCGAUUAGCUGUGCGGGAAUGACUCCUUGAGCCCCCAUUGCUAGGAAGAAUUCAAUGACUUGUAGUUUGAAAGAGUGGAGCUGCUCACUGCCUUGUCUGGACGAUAGUUCAAAUGCAGACGAUCUAUAAACCUGUGGCAAGACGUACGUACUAUAGUGUUACAACCUGAAUACCAUUCAUUGCUGAUCAUGCCUUCAAUUAUUAACGGAUCAAGCGGCUUCGUCCAAGUAUCGAUCAAGCCAACGAUCAGCAUCUUCUACUCUGUUCGAGGCCUUCUGGACGGAACGAAACCGAUCAUUCUUCUCUCGAGCUCUCUUGCAGCGAACACGCAUCUCUGGGACGAUUUUGUAGAAGCAUUCGAAACUGAGUACACUAUCAUCACUUACGAUGCUCGCUUCCACGGCCAGUCGCCCUUGUGUUCCGAUCCGAAUUUUGACUACUCGAUUGGGCACACUAUGGAGGAGCUUACAAAUGACGUCGUCAUGCUUCUGGAUCAUCUGAAGGUCAAUAAAGUUGCUGCGUUCGUAGGUCUGAGCAUUGGUGCAGCAGUCGGUUUGAUCUUCGGCGCGAUGCACCCCGAACGAGUCGACCGCGUUCUUGUGGUUGGCACAAGAGCUACGAGUAAUCCGGAUUCGAACGCCAAUCAUACCACAAGGAUAAACUUUGGCUACAAGAACGGACCAAAUGCGCUUGGACGGCAAAGCAUUGCUCGGUGGUUUGAUGAAGAUUGGACUGCUGCAAAUCCAGGCGGAAUUGCUCAUGCUGAAAAAGUCUAUUGUCAUCAAAGCAUUGAGGGCUAUGAAGCUAGCAUUGCCGCACUCAGAGUUCUAGAUUUAAAUCCCUACGCUGAAGAGAUUGGAAAGAAAGGACACGGUGCGAAGUUUGUCUUCAUAGCCGGUGAGCUAGAUGGAACAGUGCCACAAGAAUCGCAGGCUCUGGCAGACAAGACUGGUUCAAAUGUUAUAGUCGUGCCUGUUUCGGGCCACAUCACACCCAUACAAAUGCCAGAGAUAUUUCACGGAAUAGUAAGAAAGGCUUUUGAAGCUUGAGAGCAAUUACAUGUAUACAAAUGAUAUUCCUGGUUAUAAGAUAGAAUUUCGAAACGUUCAAUUAACUCAUAGUUAUUGCAGUUGUAUUAGG